Sipha flava (yellow sugarcane aphid) is the source of this 3706-nucleotide messenger RNA. RefSeq names its product epidermal growth factor receptor substrate 15-like 1 (gene Eps-15). Gene Ontology annotation, cellular component: plasma membrane; cytoplasm. The record is from RefSeq and is a predicted model, not a curated record. NCBI's taxonomy places the organism in Eukaryota, Metazoa, Arthropoda, Insecta, Hemiptera, Aphididae. Bases 201 to 2807 code for a protein of 868 amino acids. Gene Ontology annotation, biological process: endosomal transport; endocytosis. Gene Ontology annotation, molecular function: calcium ion binding; protein binding. The transcript is spliced from 20 exons.
UUAUUUGUGUUUUGUUAUUACGUUCGAUUAUUUUAUGACGACAGUUAUUAUAUUUUUCUAUACUCCUGUGUAUCAAGUGUACUAUUUUAACAAUACGGUCGUCUUCUAUUAACUGUGUAAUUAUUUUAUUAGUAUAUUGAUCCAAUUACCGUUACAAUAUCGUUUGAGAUUAAUUCAGUAAUUACGGUCAAGCAUUCAGGAUGGCUUCAUUGCCUUCCCCAAAUGAAGUAGCUGGAAGUAAUUUCCCAAUAUAUGAAGCACUCUAUACUAUGGUUGAUCCUACUAAAAAAGGAAAUAUUGGAGCAAUGGAUGCAGCAAAUUUUCUUAAAAAGUCUGGCUUAUCACAAAUUAUUCUUAGUCAAAUUUGGGAUUUAUCUGAUCCAACUGCUAAAGGUUAUUUAUCUAAACCUGGAUUUUUUGUAGCAUUGAAAUUAAUAUCAUUAGCACAAAAUGGCCGUGAUAUAUCAAUGUUAAACAUUACUCAGCAAACACCACCUCCUAAUAUGGGCGAAGUAUCAAAACAAAUAACAAGCAAAUUACCAACAAAUAUUAGUAAUAUGAAUGACUGGUCUAUGAAACCUUCAGAAAAAAUUAACUAUGAUAAGUUGUUUGAAUCAUUAAGGCCAGUUAAUGGAACAGUUGCUGGAGAUAAAGUUAAAGGGUUGCUUAUAGAUUCCAAAUUGUCAGUUGAUACUUUAGGUAAAAUUUGGGAUCUUGCUGAUAUGGAUAAAGAUGGAAAAUUAGAUCAACAUGAAUUCGCUGUUGCUAUGCAUUUAGUUUAUAAGGCAUUAGAAAAAUAUGCUAUUCCUAGUGUACUGCCUCCAGAACUAUUACCUCCAACAAAAAGAAAAAGUUCAGUAGUUGCUAACUCACCUGUACCUGUUGUACCAGUGCUACCUUCUGGUGUUCCUUCAAAUCUAGUCAAACAACCACCAAAAAGGCCAAUUACUUCAUGUAUUGGAUUAGUGCCAUCCCCUGCCACGUGGGUAGUUACUGCUGAAGAAAAAAAUCGUUAUGAUUCUAUGUUUUUGGAAUCUGAUGUUGACAUGGAUGGUUUUGUAUCAGGACCAGAAAUCAAAGACAGAUUUCUUAAAACUGGUAUUCAUCAAUCUAUAUUAGCUCAUAUAUGGAGUCUUUGUGAUAUCAAUCAACAUGGAAAAUUAGAUAUGGAGCAAUUUAGUCUCGCAAUGUGGCUAGUAGAACGUAAACUCAUGGGAAUUGAUCCACCAACUACACUUUCCCCUGAAAUGAUUCCUCCAAGCAAUAGAACUAUUGCGCCAACUACUGUUGUUCAAGUAACAGUUCAAGAAAAGCUUCCAAUGUAUUCAAACCCUGAACUGGAUAUGAUUCAAAAAGAUAUUGAUGAACUAGUCAAAGAAAGACUUGUUCUGGAAACAGAAAUUGCUCAAAAAGAAGCUGAUUUAAAGAUACGAUCUGGAGAAGUUAAAAGUUUGCAGGGAGAACUUGACACUUUAUCAGCUACUCUUAAACAGUUAGAAAAUCAAAAAGGUGAAGCUCAAAAACGAUUAAAUGAUCUCAGAAACCAGACUAUUUUGGUAGAAAAUGAAAUAAUCAACGUCAAUCAGAAAUUAAAGGCUGAAAAAAUACAGGUGGACAAUCUUUGCAAGCAAGCUGAUGAACAAGAACUUACUUUAAAAGUCCAAGAAGCUGAGCUUUCUUCAAAAAAACAAGAGCUUGAAGAACUUAAAAUUCUAGAGCAUAAACUUGAAAAAGAUCAGUCUGAAAUGAGCAAAAAAUUGGAUGAAUUAAAUAAUAUGUUACAAAAUUCACAACUUCAAAUAAGUCAGUUUAAGAAUAAAGUAAAUCAAUUGGAGGAGAAUAAACGUCAAAUGGAAAACAUAAUUGAGUCAACUCAAAAAGCAUUAGUAGAAGGAAAUAUCUACGCAAUCCCAGAUUCUUUAUUGAAUUUUAAUUUAGAAUUUCGGGAUUUGGAAUGUAGUAGGCUAUUAGGAAAAAUUAUGGAAAACAAAGAUUCUUUUGAUAAUGUAAAUGGUUUUUCUCCAACUAAUGAAAAAGGUGGAUCACACAAUGAAAACUCUUUUAAAACUGAUUUUUUUACAAAUAAUGAUGCAUUUUCUCAAAACCAUAAAACGGAUGCUUUUUCUAAUGAUCCAUUUACAUCAUUUGAUGAUUCCAGGACUAGAAGUCAAAGUACAGAUCCAUUUGGUGGUGAAACAAAUGUAUCAAAAUCAUCUGAUAAAUAUGAAGAUAAAGAUGCAUUUGGUUGUGAUCCAUUUGCUAUACUGCAUGCACCAACAAGACCAAGUUCUGCACCACCACCACAACGACCUGAAAGCCCUACACCUGCACUUCCACCUAAAAAAGGAAAACAGCCACCACCCAGGCCAGCUCCACCAAGACCUGCACCUUAUCAUGCACCAGUAUCUCACAACAGUUCUUCAACAAGUUCUGAGUUUGCUGAUUUUGCAAAUUUCAACAGCAAGUUUUCACAGAAUAUCAAAUCAGAACCUAAAGCUAUUUCACAAUCAAAUAGUUUUGAAUUUACUGAAGAUCCAUUCAAAGACUAUAGAUACGACGAUCCGUUUAAAAUAGAUCCAUUCUCAAAUACAUGCUUUGAAACAGAUCCUUUUGGAGAUGGUGCAUUUUCUUCGGAUGAUUGCCAUAAAACUAAUAUUAGUGAUGAACAACUUGCAUGGGAAGCCCAAAAAAAGUUUAGAAUGGAAGAAGAAAAAGCACGUUUAGAGCAAGAAAAAGCUGAUUUUGAAUUAGCUCUAAGACUUAGUAAAGCCACAACUUCAGAUAAUCGUUCAAAAAUAUUACUAUAAUUAAAAAAAAAUGUGUAACAUGCAAUUACCAAAAAUUAAACUUUGUAUGGAAAUAUUAUAUUUAUUUAUUAGUUACUUAAAACUGAAAUAGGUAUUUUCUGUACCAAAUUUCUUUUUAUUUAUUUUUUUUAACAUUACAAAUCUAACAACAUUCUAAUGGGUAUAUGCAUAAUAAUAUUUGUUGAAUCAAUUUAUAUCAGGGGAUGUUUUUUUUUUUUUUAAAUUGUAAUUAUUUUAUCCCUUAUUUAUACAUAUAAACAGUUUAACAGUUUUUGUCAAGUUAAUGUACAAAAUUAUUUUAAAAGUUAAACAUACAGUUCUGUAUUACUUUCCAAACUAUAUAUAUAUAGAUUAAAUAUUAUCAGUUUAUUCUGAUUCUAUGUUUCAUUUUACUAAUUUUUUUUAUGAAAAUUCAAAUCAAUAACUUGAAUUUAACCAAAGUCUAAAAUUAAAUAAUUUAUUGAGCUAGCACAAUAUGACACUUAAGUUUUUAACAUUUAGUUUAAUAUUAGAGUGGCAAUGGAUUUACCUAUACGUGCAGUUGAGCACCAUUAUGUAUUCAUACACGAUCUAGAAUAUUCCUCAUGCUGUUUAAUUUUGAAUUAUUAUUGUUAACAAGUGUUAUAAAUAUAAUUUGCGUUUUUAGCAAAUUUUUUUUUAAAAAAAGUAAAUGCAAUUAUUAAAUUUGCUAUAAUAAUAAAUAUUGACAGAAUUGUAGUACAUAUACCACUGCCCCAUGUCCUGAAUGUAUAUUAUAAUAUUACUAAAUAUCAGUAUAAUCAUGUUAUAACUGUUAAUUAUUAACUUAUUAAAUAUCAUUAUUCUAUUUAAUUAUAUCUAUAAUAUUUCUUAGGUGAAGAUUUUGUAGCCUAUAUUGUUACCAUGUUAAUUGAAAAUUU